ACUGGGUCUGGGCUCCUUUCGGCCUUCUUGUCAGCCAAAUGAAAAUGGGGAGACAAUUCUCCAAAUUCCCAGCUGUCCUUGGCCAUGCAGGCUGGGGAUUCUGGGUAAAAAGAAUGGCGUAUUCCAUUUCGUCACAAAAUAUUGUAGCCAUUUCCGAUCUUCACCCAAGCCUUGCUCAUCCUAGUAUAAUUGGUGUGGUGAUUGGGAAAACAGAUGCCAAAGGCUUUCCGGACAGAAAAAAUAUUGGAUCAGAACGAUAUACUUUUUGUUUUACCAUUCGUGAUUCCCCAUCAUGGUUCAUAAAUGUGAAUUCCUGGGGAAGAGAGGACUAUAUUAAAUCACUUUCAGAAACCUUUAGACUUGGUGAUUGUGUCAUAAUUGAAAAUCCUCUAGUACAGACAAAAGAGGUAGAAAAAGAAGAAAAGUUCAACCCUACUACAACAAGCAGUUACAAACUAUUGCUUAGUGAGAAUCAUUCUGUGGUCAGAAUCUACGAAGCAGACACCGGACUGCUGUCUCUGUUACAUCUACCUGUAAAGAACCCUCAAGAUUUUUACUCAUUGGGGGAUAUUGUGGCCAAUGGACAAAGCCUGGAUGGGAAAAUAAUCAAUGUUCUUGCUGCUGUUAAAUCGGUUGGUGAACCAAAAUAUUUUGCUACUUCAGACAGGCGUAAAGGCCACAGGUGUGAAGUAAGGCUGUACGAUGACAGCGAGUCUUCCUUUACAAUGAUAUGCUGGGACAAUGAAUCUAUCCAGUUUGCACAGAGCUGGGUACCCCAAGAAACAGUAAUAUUUGCAUCUGAUAUAAGAAUAAACUUUGACAAAUUUAGAAACCGUAUGAUUGCAACUGUAAUCUCAAAGACCAUCAUUACUAUUAACCCUGAUACAGCGGAAGCCAAUAUUUUAUUCAAAUUUAUAAGACAAAGUCCAGAAAUGUUAGACUUGGAUGAUGAAAUGAUAGAUCAGUGGAGAUCAGACUCCAUAAAUUUGCAGACAAUAGUUGAUGUUUAUACAGUGGAACAAUUAAAGAUGAAAACUUUGCAAAAUGAAGGAAAACCAGAACCAUUUUAUGGCAUUAUUUUUGCCUACAUUUCUACAUUGAAUAUUGAUAAUGAAGCAAGUAAAGUAAUACGAAACAGGUGUGUUAAAUGCCACUAUGUUAUCAAUGAAAAGACAAAUACAUGUUCUUUUUGUAGCAGCACUAACUCCUUAGAUGCUGACACUGUGCCAAUGUUUGCCAGCUUUGAUUUACUAGUUGACCUAACUGACCAUACAGGAACUCUUCACUUUUGCAGUCUCUCAGAUACAAUAGCCGAAGAAACUUUAGGUCACACGGUCCAAGAAUUUCAAGCUCUGACAGAGACACAAAAGACAACAUUAAAAUGGCAAUUCCUUCUAGAAAGAAGCAAAAUUUACUUUAAGGUUAUUUUUUCUACCACAGCACGAACUGGGCUAAGAGUGAAACUGCUUUCUUGCAAGCUAGCAGAUCCAGUGGAGGCUUGCCAAAACUUGCCUGAAAAAGGAAAAUAACUGCAUUAUGCAUCUUUAGA
Pantherophis guttatus is the source of this 1549-nucleotide messenger RNA. The record is from RefSeq and is a predicted model, not a curated record. NCBI's taxonomy places the organism in Eukaryota, Metazoa, Chordata, Lepidosauria, Squamata, Colubridae.